Molecule: messenger RNA, 1317 nt
Organism: Argiope bruennichi
Lineage: Eukaryota; Metazoa; Arthropoda; Arachnida; Araneae; Araneidae
Product: zinc finger protein 836-like
Exons: 1
Coding region: 7-1134 (375 amino acids)
Biological process (GO): regulation of transcription by RNA polymerase II
Cellular component (GO): nucleus
Molecular function (GO): RNA polymerase II transcription regulatory region sequence-specific DNA binding; DNA-binding transcription factor activity, RNA polymerase II-specific
Source: RefSeq, a predicted model, not a curated record
GAUAAAAUGGAAGAGCUCAGGUGUUUGAACUGCCACAAACCGUUUGAAUCUCAACAAGGACAUGUCUGCUUAAAUAACCCUUGGAUGCUGGGAAACCAAAUAUUGCAGGAUAUUGAGGAUGAACUACUCCUUCAUGAAAAUGAGUUUAUCUCUUUGUAUAGCGAGCAGUUACCUGAGUUAGCGUCUGUCUGUACUGAAAUAUUCAAUAGAAUAUCUGAUCCUUGCACUGUUUCCGGUGUAUCGAAAGAAGUGACGUUCGGGACUGGUCAACAAAUCGGAUCAAGACCAGUUUCACUAGCAUUACCGGAAUUAUCAUCAGUCUGUAAUGAAAUAUUCAAUAGAAAUCCUGAUCCUUACAAUGAUUCCAAUUUAUCGAAACAAGUGACUUCUGGGGCUAAUCAAGAAAUCGGUUCUAACCCAGUUUCAUUUUCGGGAAAGUCUAAGACUUACAAUAAAUGCACUGUAAAUGAGGUCUAUGCAGUUCCUGGUCCUUCCCGAUUGCCCUUGAAUGAAAGCGAAGGUAGUUUGUGUCAGGAAAAAUUCCAACCUAAACCAUACCAAGCAGUGACUACUAAAGUAAAACAGUGGACAUGCAGCGUUUGCCAAAUGGUAUACAAAGACAAAUAUCACUUACUAAGGCAUAGACUAAUCCAUGGGGAGGAAGAAAAACACAGUUGUGACUUUUGUGGAAGAUUAUUUUAUGAAAAGAGUAAUCUACAGAAACACGUCAGCACGCAUACGGGAGAGAAACCAUUUCAUUGUGAUAUUUGCGGGAAACGAUUCAGAAUAAACAGUCUUUUAAAAUCGCAUAUGCUGACCCAUGAUGGAGAGAAACAAUACAGAUGUGGCAUUUGUGGUAAAUCGUACGUACAUAAGAGUUCUUUCAAUAGGCAUGUUCUUAGUCAUGAGAAAAUAUUCACCUGCGACGUUUGCGGGAAAGGAUACAAACAAAAAAGUCAUUUGACGACACAUUAUACGAUUAGUCACAUAGAAAAAAGAUUUCCAUGUGAAAUCUGUGGAAAGUUAUUUACAAAAAUGUAUUCUUUGAAGAGACAUGCUUGCAAGCACGAACAGUAUAAAUGUGAUAUCUGUGGAAAGAAAGUUUUAUACAAAAGAAGUCUGCAAAUGCAUUAAAAGAUGCAUCAACAUAAGUAAAAGAAGAAUCUUUAAAAAUAUCGUUAGAGGCAGAUCAUCAAGCAAGGAAGAAAAACAUUGCGGACGUUUUUAUAAAAAAUAUACGAUUUUUUUUCUAAUCUUUUUAUUACUCCAAUUUUAUUUGAAUGACCAUCAAGUGUCAAUUUAGUUUUUAUUAGCAUU